AUGAAACUUCUUUUUUGCCCUGGAUUCUUCCUGCUGCUUAUUGUCAGCCAGAAGCAGGCAAUGGCCAACCCUAUUUCCAGCUUGCAGAGUCUGUCCAUGCUGUUAGAUGAGGAGCUGGAGCAUCCCCUGGUCUCAGAAGAGAGGGACCAUGAGCAAGAUGGCUCAAUCCCAAUAGGUGCCUUUGAGCAGGAAGAUGCUGAGUUCCAGUGGACCCGAAACACCAGAGAUCAGCCUGCAAGGACUUCCACUGCUGACAGUGCUGCCCAGAGGCUCCUCAGUGACCUCUUAGGCUUACCUCAGAGAUAUCCAAACAGAAUCAAAAAGGGUCUGUCCAGGAGCUGUUUUGGGGUCAAGUUGGACAGAAUUGGGUCGAUGAGCGGACUGGGGUGCUAA
Molecule: messenger RNA, 393 nt
Organism: Centrocercus urophasianus (Greater sage-grouse)
Lineage: Eukaryota; Metazoa; Chordata; Aves; Galliformes; Phasianidae
Product: C-type natriuretic peptide 1-like
Exons: 2
Coding region: 1-393 (130 amino acids)
Cellular component (GO): extracellular region
Molecular function (GO): hormone activity; hormone receptor binding
Source: RefSeq, a predicted model, not a curated record